Molecule: messenger RNA, 917 nt
Organism: Quercus lobata
Lineage: Eukaryota; Viridiplantae; Streptophyta; Magnoliopsida; Fagales; Fagaceae
Product: protein FAR1-RELATED SEQUENCE 5-like
Exons: 2
Coding region: 15-869 (284 amino acids)
Biological process (GO): regulation of DNA-templated transcription
Molecular function (GO): zinc ion binding
Source: RefSeq, a predicted model, not a curated record
UAAAUGCAUAUGACAUGCCUUUUGGUAUUUUUGUUGGUAUCAACAAUCAUGGAAAGACAAUUCUCUUUGGUUGUGCACUUCUUCGAAAUGAAACAACUAGUGCAUUUCAAUGGUUAAUGAAGGUUGACCUUGCCAUUGAAGAUAUUGAGCAAACACAAUCACAUGAUACAAUGUUGGAGAAAUAUAUAGGUUCUUCUUUAAGAACAUUGUCACCAAUAGAAGAACAAGCACAUAGUGUGUUGACACCCUAUGCUUUCAAAAUUUUUCAAGAGGAAUUUGGAAGAGCCACACAAUAUUCGGUGCUUCAAGAAAAUGGUAUUGAAUUUGUGUUGCAAUAUUAUGAAGAAAAAACUAGUCAAAAGCACUUGGUCUUAUGGGAUGGUGAGAUGACUAGUUGUAGUUGCAAGAAUUUUGAAUUUUGGGGUAUACUUUGUCGUCACACACUUAGUGUAUUCAUUCACAAAGAUUGUUACCAAAUUCCAUCUUUGUAUCUUCCACCACGUUGGUGUCGCGAAACAUCAUUAGGUGGAAAAGAAUUGAUAGUGUUGAGUGAUGAAAAUUUAGUGGACAAGGAAAAUAUGGUUGAUGCUAAUGCUAAUGAUGCUAUUGAUGGAGAUUGUUUUGUUCAUUGUCCUCCGCUCUCAAAGACGAAAGGUCGCCCAAAGCAAAAAAGAAUGAAAGGUGGAAAAGAAUUGGGAAAGCAAAAGAGAACUUGUGGGUUUUGUAAGCAUGUUGGCCAUAACAUCUCUACAUGUCUGGAGAAGGAGAAGGAGAAGGAAAACUCAACUUCCUCAAAUGGUGCAAAGAAAAUGAAAAAUUGUACUUCAAUAGAUAUGGGAUUGAACCCAAUAUUUUAUUUGAAAUGUUAGGUCUUUUGCUUAAAAUAUCACCAAUAUGAUGUUUGUCAACUUUUUAUU